Molecule: messenger RNA, 616 nt
Organism: Cladocopium goreaui
Lineage: Eukaryota; Dinophyceae; Suessiales; Symbiodiniaceae
Source: the annotation of a GenBank genome assembly
CACGAAGGCAGAGUUGGUGGAGUCUGCCCAACUAGGUUUCGAAGAGUGCCGAGCAGCGGAUGAGUUGAAACGCAAGAAUGCUGAACUGGAGCGCGAAAUUCUGGAGUUCAAAUUCUCGCCUUUGAGUACCAGUGGAAGCAGCGAGUGGAGGUGGCCGCAAGGGAAUGAAACAAAGCAUCGAAGCAGUGCAACUAGCAGCGAUGCUGGCAUCACCAGUUCGAGGAAGCAAGCACUAGCCGCUCAGUUUGACGCAGACGUGGAUGAUUUCCUCCGUGAGAACGAACAGCUGAAAGACAAGGUGGCCUCCACUGAAAAAGCUAACAGAGAGCUUGAAGAAAAGCUCACGACCGAAAUGCUGGAGAUUGCAUCCCUAAAGUCUGGACUAUCACCAUCAGCAGGUCAACUCAAAGUUGGAAUGCAGGUGAAACAGCUUGCCAGAGACAUCAACCAAGAUCGGGUCAAAGAAGAGCUGGUAAGAGAAGUAGAAGCUGAGAAGCUGGAGGUGGCAAGUCUUCAGCAAGCCCUCCAGAAAGCCAAACACGAGGCUGCAGUCGAGCAGAAAAGAAUGACGCGUGAAUUGAAGGACAUCAAGGGAGGGACGGCGACGGUGACCUGA